AUGAGAACAUAUGAUCUUGAAAAAGAGAUACGUUGCAUCUUACAAGACUUAUCCAAGAUACGAGAUUAUAAUACUAAGUUGCAGAACGAAUACAUGAAGAUCAAUGAUGAGGCCAGACGGUUGAAGGUUGAAAAUUCUAAACUUUUUUCCCAAUAUGCUUGCGCAGAGACUUCUCUCGCCAAAUAUAAAGCUGAAUGUUAUGCAAAAUCGGAGGAAGUGAAAUCGCUUCAAUCUGUGAUUAAUUCAUUACCUCCGAGAUACUUUGAUAAGAAUAAUCAGCCAGAUGGUCUCGAGAGGACCGAUUCAUAUAUAAAAAGUGGUGGCGAAAAAAAUAAUGAGCCAGAGAGCUCUAGCGCUUCUUCAGAACAAAUCAUACCCGCUACUAUUUCUAAAGAAAAGAUUUUAUUAAGUGGUGCAGGAAACUCUAUUAAUAUAGACAAAUUACUAUCAUCAGUGCUCACCUGCUUGAUAUUGCUUUUUCUAUUAAUCGUAAUUAUAUGGUUAGUCAUUGUGAAAAAGCUACGAAAUUUGGAGAGCAUCAUGCUAAAAGAAAAAGUCAAAUAUCCCGCCCACAAAAAAUAUAUAAAUAGAGAAGAG
This is a messenger RNA of Dentiscutata erythropus, 597 nucleotides long. Lineage: Eukaryota; Fungi; Glomeromycota; Glomeromycetes; Diversisporales; Gigasporaceae. The record is from the annotation of a GenBank genome assembly.